Molecule: messenger RNA, 567 nt
Organism: Lactuca sativa (garden lettuce)
Lineage: Eukaryota; Viridiplantae; Streptophyta; Magnoliopsida; Asterales; Asteraceae
Source: RefSeq, a predicted model, not a curated record
AUGGUAUCAAACAUGAUGAAGCUAGUAUUAUUGGUGUCUGUUUUAAGUUCUGUGUAUCUAACAUCUUCUGCUCAAAAAUGCAAGGAAUUCGUAUUCCCUAACCAAAAGGUAUUUGCCAAUUGUACUGAUCUUUCUCAAUCCUCUUACAUCCAUUGGACUUCUGAUCCAUGGUCUGUGAAAAUAGCAUUCAGACACAGUGGAAUCACAUUAAUAGAUAGAUGGGUUGCAUGGGGUAUAAAUGCAAACAAUAAUAUGAAUACAUCCAUGAUUGGAGCACAAGUUAUAGUUGUUAAGCCUCAAUUAAGUGGUGCUCCAAAGUUGUAUGCUACUCACAUUGGUAGCUAUCACACCCAUUUGGAAGAGGGAGAUUUUUUAUAUCCUUAUGAUCAUCUGGAAGCUACCUAUCAAAAUAACGAGGUCACUAUUUAUGGUACAUUUGGCCUUCCUAAGGGUACCACAUCUUUGGUUCACCUUUGGCAAGAUGGUCCUCUUGUUGGUUCUGUUCCUCAUAGACAUGAACUAGAUGAUGCUCACCUUCAUUCUAAGGCGGUCUUGAAUUUGAUUUAA